GGAUCCUCCAGAAUCCUUUUAGAAAUUUUCAGGAACGCAAAGCGAAAAGUGUUUACGUUUUUUGCAGUGUACUUGCUUGUCAAAAAUGUCUGAACGUUCGCCUGAGUCGCAGAAGUAACGUCAAUAAGUGCAGAAAAAGGAUUUUGAGGAUGUUCCGAACACCGCUGGCCAGGGCUUUGGCGCUGGGAUCGCCCACGAAGGCGGUCGGCGUGGCCGUGAGGAGUUCCGCCACGGUUCCGGCCAAGGCUCCGGAGAAAAUUGAGGUGUUUAUCGACGAUAAGCCUGUCAUGGUGGAUCCGGGAACGACGAUCCUGCAGGCGGCGGCGCUGGUGGGCGUGGAGAUCCCGCGCUUCUGCUACCACGAGCGCCUGGCGGUGGCGGGCAACUGCCGGAUGUGCCUGGUGGAGGUGGAGAAGAUGCCCAAGCCGGCGGCGGCGUGCGCCAUGCCGGUGAUGAAGGGCUGGCGCAUCAAGACGGACUCGGAGAUGACGCGCAAGGCGCGCGAGAGCGUGAUGGAGUUCCUGCUGAUGAACCACCCGCUCGACUGCCCGAUCUGCGACCAGGGCGGCGAGUGCGACCUGCAGGACCAGGCCAUGGCCUUCGGCUCCGACCGCUCGCGCUUCACGGACAUCGACCACACGGGCAAGCGCGCCGUGGAGGACAAGGACAUCGGGCCGCUGGUGAAGACCAUCAUGACGCGCUGCAUCCACUGCACGCGCUGCAUCCGCUUCGCCAGCGAGGUGGCGGGCGUGGACGACCUGGGCACCACGGGCAGGGGCAACGACAUGCAGGUGGGCACGUACGUGGAGAAGCUGUUCAUGUCCGAGCUCUCGGGCAACAUCAUCGACCUCUGCCCCGUGGGCGCGCUCACCAGCAAGCCCUACAGCUUCGUGGCGCGCCCCUGGGAGAUCCGCAAGGUGGACAGCGUGGACGUGCUGGACGCCGUGGGCAGCAACAUCGUCGUGAGCACGCGCACCGGCGAGGUGAUGCGCAUCCUGCCGCGCGAGAACGAGGAGAUCAACGAGGAGUGGCUGGCGGACAAGUCGCGCUUCUCCUGCGACGGCCUCAAGCGCCAGCGCCUCAUCACGCCCAUGCUGCGGAUGCCCUCGGGCGAGCUGCAGCCCGUCGACUGGGAGUCCGUGCUGAUCCAGGUGGCGAAGCGCGUGCGCGACGCGCAGGGAAAGGUCGCCGGCGUGGCAGGAAGUCUGGCGGACUGCGAGGCGAUGGUGGCGCUGAAGGAUCUUCUGAACAGGAAUGGCUCGGAGGUGCUCUGCACCGAGCAGGGCUUCCCCACGGACGGCUCCGGCACGGACUUGCGCUCCAGCUACGUCCUCAACGCCUCCAUCGCCGCCGUGGAGGAGGCGGAUUUGGUCCUGCUCGUGGGCACGAAUCCGCGCUACGAGGCUCCGCUGCUCAACACGCGUCUGCGCAAGGGAUUCGUGCACAAUGAGCUGAACGUGGCCGUUGUGGGGCCGAAGAUUGACCUGUCCUACGAUUACGAGCAUCUGGGCAGCGAUGCCAACACGCUCAGCCAGAUUGUCGGCGGAAGUCACGCGUUCUCCGCCAGGCUGAAGGCCGCCAAGAGGCCGCUGAUCAUCGUGGGCGCGGAUCAGCUGACCAGGAAGGACGGCAAGGCGGUGCUGGCCAGUCUGCAGGGCUUCGCCAGCCAGCUGCAGGCCGGCAAGGAGGACUGGAAGGUGUUCAACGUGCUGCAGCGCAACGCAUCGCAGGUCGGGGCGCUGGACAUUGGCUACACGCCGGGCGUGGAGCGGCUGAAGGAGGCGCAGCCGAAGGUGGUGUUCCUCCUGAACGCCGACGCCGGCGCUGUGACCAGGGAGAGUCUGCCCAAGGACUGCUUCGUGGUCUACCAGGGCCACCAUGGCGACGCGGGGGCGCAGAUUGCGGACGCCGUGCUGCCGGGCGCGGCGUACACGGAGAAGCAGGCGACUUACGUGAAUACAGAGGGCAGAGCCCAGCAAACACUCCUGGCAGUCACGCCGCCCGGGAUGGCGCGCGAGGACUGGAAGAUCCUGCGCGCACUGUCAGAGAUCCUGAGCACGCCGCUUCCGUACGACACGCUGGACGAGAUGCGCAACAGAAUGGAAGACAUAGCGCCCCAUUUGGUGCGCCACGGACGCCGCGAGGAGAGCAACUACCUGAAGGAGGCCUCAGAGUUGGCUAAAGAUUCAGCGCAGAGAAUCGAGGGAUCCUUCGAUGUGGCCCAGAAGGGCCUGCAGGACUACUUUAUGACAGAUCCCAUCUCCAGGGCGUCACCCACGAUGGCCAAGUGCAUAGCGGCGGUGAAGAAGGUCGCCUCGUCCUGAACUGUAGUCUUUCCCGGAGUGUAGAAAAUUACUUUCAAUCUGUAUCUGCGAUUCUAGUUCUCCAUCACAAAUAAAUGGAGCCUGUUCUAGACUAGAUUUAACAGCUUUAUU
Molecule: messenger RNA, 2435 nt
Organism: Phlebotomus argentipes
Lineage: Eukaryota; Metazoa; Arthropoda; Insecta; Diptera; Psychodidae
Gene: ND-75
Product: NADH-ubiquinone oxidoreductase 75 kDa subunit, mitochondrial
Exons: 3
Coding region: 150-2324 (724 amino acids)
Biological process (GO): ATP synthesis coupled electron transport
Cellular component (GO): membrane
Molecular function (GO): iron-sulfur cluster binding; NADH dehydrogenase (ubiquinone) activity
Source: RefSeq, a predicted model, not a curated record